UUUUUAAUUAAAAUUCUGGUGUGAAAUUUUAAUAUUAUAAUAAUUAUUUAAUGGCGGUAAAAAGUUCAUCUUUCAACUUCCCACCAUGCAUUUUCGGGAAAUGAUGGUGGGAAGCUCAAAAUUCUUGGUUUUUAGUUUCCAACAAUCACUUUGUCGGUAAAAAAUGAAGCGGAAGCACAAAAUUUUCAAAUAUUUUUGCUCUCGCGUGAAAUUUUAUAAAACCUAUGUGCCUUAUGUUGGUAAAAUGAAUACCGACAAAGUACACAUAGGUAAGGGGCUCUAUAUAUUUUCAAAACUGCUCAGCCCUCUCAUUUUGUUUUUGUCUUCUUCUUCUUCCUUGUUUUGCUCCCUUAUAUGUCUCUCCUUUCCAUUAAAAUGUUGCUCAAUUUUAUCAUGUUUAUUUUUACAUUAUAUUUAUAUUAAUUUUGGUUUAUAUCUUCUUAAACUCCUUUAUAUUUCUCUUCCAUUCUUUCUCCCUAAUUGAUUAAACAUGAAUUUGAAUGGUUCUGUUGUUUUAUCCGGCAGUCACAGUGCCUUAUAUUGUCCGGACAAUACUCCUGUUCAAUUGGGUUGUAGAGAAGGUGAAUCAUCAAAUCAAAUGCCUUCAGAGUUGGAUUGUUGUGGUGAUGAGCAAAAUACAGGAAGCUCUCAUGUUGUUUGGGCAGUCAACAAUCAGGCCUCUACUGGAUCCUAUUGUUGAGAAGAUGAACAGUCUGUCAGAAGCUCUCAAGAUGUGUCUCACCAAUGAUGCGGUAAUGGGUCAACCAACGGUCAAGCUGAUCUGUAAAUUUGCCCUAUCAUCUGCAAAAAUUCUUUCGCAAGAUUCAGAGUUACGUCUUAAAUAUGAUAAAAGUGGGAAAAUCACCGCGUGUUUCGCCCUUACUUGCUUAUUCUUGGUAGCAUUUUCAGAGUCUUAUGGUAAAAAACUCAAAAUACUUUAUCGAAGGUGGGGCUGCACAGCAAAUUCAACAUCAAACUUCACCUGGUUUAUUCUAGCACUUCCCUUUCAAACAUAUUAUGGUAAUUCCUUAAAGAGCCUCGGUGUUGCAUUCUGCCUGACAAUUUUUAAUCUAAGUCUUUCGGUGGUAUUACGGUUACCUACAGACUUCGGGUUCUUUGGUUUCAUCAUAGGAGUUGUUGGAUCCAUCACUUACAAUCGUUUCGGAUUGAACUUUCCCACUUGGAUAGUCGCUUGCAUUUGUUAUCUUAUAUUCUGUUUGAAGAGCUGGUUGGAGAAGCACUGGUUGGAUUUUGAAGAAGAUCUGCCAUUACCGUCUACAUGUACCGUUGGAAGCUCCUGCUUGAUUAGGCGUAUCCCACAAUCGUUCCUUUUUCUCGCCUUGUCAUGUGCUCGCGAUGAUAUUCGACCACAACUACUUCAGCGUAUCAGUUGGUACAUCAUGGUAAUUCUUUGCGGGAUAUGGGGCGCGGAUGGUCUCAGAAGGGGCGCACCUAAAGAUGAUCGUUUACCACCUUACACCAGGUUUACCCGUAGAACUCAUUAUGCGUACUAUAGAUUUAUGAUUUGUUCGUUGGCUUUAGAUUUCUUAUAUGUUUUGGGAAUUUCUGUUUCCACUUAUGUCCACUGGCCGAGUAUAUACGCGAUGAUGUUAGCUGAGAUGUGUUUUUAUGCGUGUAGGUAUGUGGGUCAUAUUUGAUAUCUAACUUGAAAAUUUUAAGUAUAGUUUUUUACAUUUGAUACUAAAAUACUUGAAAAUCC
Messenger RNA from Rubroshorea leprosula, 1720 nucleotides. NCBI's taxonomy places the organism in Eukaryota, Viridiplantae, Streptophyta, Magnoliopsida, Malvales, Dipterocarpaceae. The record is from the annotation of a GenBank genome assembly.